Molecule: messenger RNA, 180 nt
Organism: Heterobasidion irregulare TC 32-1
Lineage: Eukaryota; Fungi; Basidiomycota; Agaricomycetes; Russulales; Bondarzewiaceae
Exons: 2
Coding region: 1-180 (59 amino acids)
Source: RefSeq, a predicted model, not a curated record
AUGUCUUUUGUGCGAAAGACCCCUACACAUCCAACGGGUGGAUACAGAAGUCACGAAGAAAAUAUCAGUCGUGCCCAAAGUGCAACUCUUCCUAAACAAGGCAUCGAAGUCGAAGCAUGUUGUUUUGUGUCGGCUGCAGGAAAUGAACGCCUUAGAAGCCAGGAGGCGGAAAAGUCGUGA